GACUGUCUCGUGAGCUGUGCUCAAAAGGCGCGACUCGGUCGCCUCGAGCUUUCUCAGCUUGCGCUUUGUUGAUCACCGUCUUCGUAAAUUCCUGUCGCUGUGCCCAGCUUUGCGAGGUUAAAAGAUGCGGAGACAGCCAGCGACAGAGCGAUCUGAGUUUUCGUGUUCCAGAAUGUUCCCGCCUUUGCGUGCCGUAGCUUGUGAGCUCCAUGUUCUCCAAAAGACGAGACAAAACGCAUGAAAGUUGGUCCAGGACAAAAAGUCGGAAGGUAGGGCUCAAGCAAUAUCUUCAUGCACGUUUGGCUUUCUCAUUUCAACCGUGGACUGCUUGCCGCUGAAUCGCUGUGUAAAAUCACUCGACAAUUCGUGGACAAUUCUGGGAUAAUGUACACAUGUUAUGAGCAGAUCUGGCUAUAUUUUCAGUCUUUGGUUCACUAUAUCAGAUUGACAUUUGGAAACCUUGGAAACACCUCGCUGAGCAACGAGGUGUUUACAGGCAAAUGAACAUCUCUCAUGGACAUGAUUAAAAUUUCGCUUGCGUGAUCCAGAUCUUUGUUUCAUUCUUCAGACUAUUCAGGAUAAAGGCUUCCUGGUCUCUUUAUAAUUUUAUUCUUACACGAAGAUGCCUACGACUCAAAUAGUUGAAUUCUGCCCGAUGUUACUAGCGUGACAGACAGACAGUAUUGCGGAAAUCAACACCAUGGCUCAAUAAAUCAGGCUGUCGACAGUGUCGGCUGUGAUUAGAUGAAGUGCAUGCAGAUAAGUCAGGUCAAAUUAGCAGGUUCCUGAAACAUGCUCUGUUACUAAGUUUUACCCCGCUCACCGAGAUUUCUCGUGGAAAGGUGAACACUUUGAAAGGACAUAUGGUUGAGCGAUGUACGUUAUACAUAGAGUUAAAAACAUUUGCUGAUAAGUACAUCUGAUAUUUUGAGAAUAUGAUCAUAUCCUUUAC
Molecule: messenger RNA, 952 nt
Organism: Marchantia polymorpha subsp. ruderalis
Lineage: Eukaryota; Viridiplantae; Streptophyta; Marchantiopsida; Marchantiales; Marchantiaceae
Source: the annotation of a GenBank genome assembly